This is a messenger RNA of Gossypium raimondii (Peruvian cotton), 1516 nucleotides long. RefSeq names its product probable protein phosphatase 2C 6. Lineage: Eukaryota; Viridiplantae; Streptophyta; Magnoliopsida; Malvales; Malvaceae. The record is from RefSeq and is a predicted model, not a curated record. Gene Ontology annotation, molecular function: cation binding; protein serine/threonine phosphatase activity. The coding region runs from base 71 to 1264 and encodes 397 amino acids. The transcript has 5 exons. Gene Ontology annotation, biological process: protein dephosphorylation.
UCAUCCUCUCUCUCUCUUAACUUUUACUCUCUAUUCUCUCUCUGUUAGCUUUUGUCUUUAAGCUCUUUCAAUGGCAACAGAAUCCACCGUCAUGAAUGAACAAACCCAAACCCUCCUCCAAAAAGAUACCACCACCACUGCCGACGACUCAUCCAGUCCUAAACCAAUGGAUUCCAGCUCCAGCUCAGCCACCACCCUCGUCCUCUCCCCUCACUUAAAGGGUGUUGAGGCGGGAAGUAGUGCCGUCGUGGUUAUUACUGGGUCGGGUAGUUCUUCUUCUGACACAAAGGGGAGCGACAUUGCUGGUGUGGAAGGCCAAAGGACAGCGCCAGCGAAGCACUGCAUUGGGAAAAGCAACAAAGGAGUAUCGUGGGGAUUCAGCUUGGAUCAAGGAAGGCGGUCAACAAUGGAGGAUAGGGCGGUGGUUCAGCCAGGGUUUAUGAAGCUUUGUUGCAAGGAUGUUGGUGGAUGUAGAGAGCCCGAGUGUGAAUACGCCAUGGAGAAAUCGCUGGUGCAUUAUUUCGGCAUAUUUGACGGACAUGGAGGUGACCAGGUGAGCAACUAUUGUGCAAAUGAGCUUUGCAGAAUUGUGGCAGAGGAGUGGGAAAGAGGAAGCAGUUUAGAUGGAUGGAAUAAGAGGUGGGAGGUUGCGCUGUGCAAGGCUUAUGAGAGGGCUGACAAUGCCUUCAAAGACGAGGCAUUAGCACCCAAAUCUGUUGGAUCGACUGCUUUGGUACUUAUUGUCUCACCCUGCCAGAUAAUUGCUGCUAAUUGUGGUGACUCCAGGGCUGUACUUUGUCGUGGGGCACAAGCAAUCCCUUUGACAGUUGACCAAAAGCCUGACCGAGCAGAUGAGUUGGAAAGGAUCACUAGCAGCGGAGGUAGAAUUCUCAACUGGGGCUGUUUAAGGGUGGAGGGAAUUCUUUCCAUGUCAAGAGCAAUAGGUGAUCAUGAUUUGAAACCAUGGGUUAUUUCAGUCCCUGAAGUUACUUUCACGACUAGGACAAAAGAAGAUGAGUGCUUGAUUUUGGCAAGUGAUGGCCUCUGGGAUGUUUUAUCUAAUGACGACGUUGUGAAGUUAGCUCGCAAAGAACUAAGACAGCGACAUAGGCUUGCUGGGGCUAAUAAGAGUUCAUUCCCACCUGCUUGGCAUGUUUCUCAGCAUGUUCUAAAACAAGCUCUGGAUGCAUACAGUCUUGAUAAUAUCUCUGUCAUUGUUGUUGACCUCAAGAAUCCAAAGCUAAAACCCCAGGAAAAGCCUUAAAGGGAUGUACUGAAGGAAAAGGAAAGACAACUAACUGAUGGUGAAGAUAUAUAUAUAUAUAUGUGUAUAUAUAUAUAUAUAUAGACAGUGUUGUAAUGUAAAGAACAAGGUGGUUUUUAACAUAGAAAACUUGAGACAUAUGUACCCGCCUUUGUUAAGUGACUUUCAAUGACAAUAUAGGUUUCCUUGUUUGGACUAUACUUUGGAUCUUCUGACUGGAAGAUUUAAUGGCAUGCUUUUAAAGUUUCUGUA